Phragmites australis (common reed) is the source of this 1858-nucleotide messenger RNA. RefSeq names its product transcription termination factor MTEF1, chloroplastic-like. Bases 1 to 918 code for a protein of 305 amino acids. Gene Ontology annotation, molecular function: double-stranded DNA binding. NCBI's taxonomy places the organism in Eukaryota, Viridiplantae, Streptophyta, Magnoliopsida, Poales, Poaceae. The record is from RefSeq and is a predicted model, not a curated record. Gene Ontology annotation, biological process: regulation of DNA-templated transcription. The transcript has a single exon.
AUGCUCCGAUCAUUUAGACUUACCUCCCGCAGCACGCAGCACGGCAUAACACACCGCAGCCCCCCGUCACCCUUCUUCGCCCAAACCCCCACCUCCGCCACGCCAUGCUCGCCCACACGCCCCUCUCCCCCCAUCGCCGCCGGCGGCGGCGGCGGCGUGGAGUUCCGCCGCAAGCUCCACUUCCUCUCUGCCGAGCUCCACCUCGACCCGUUCCCACUCCUCGCCAUCCACCCCGCGCUCCGCUCGGCGCCGUUGCUGCUCCUCCGCAACUCCCUACGCCUCCUCACCUCCCACGGCCUCUCCGCGCGCGACGACGCCCGCGUCUUCUCCGUCUUCCCUUCCUUGCUCACCUCCCCACCCGGCGAGCCCCUCCGCUUCCUCUCCGCCGAUGCGCCACUCCCGCCGCCGCUCCUCUGCGCCGCGGUGGUCCAGUCCCCGCGCCUCCUCGCCGCAUCCGUCCCCGAUACCCUCAGCCCCGCGCUCCGCUUCCUCCGCCGCCGCGUCUCCCUCCGCCGGGAGCCCCUCCCGCUCGCCGCCGCCCUGCUCCUGGCGUUCUCCGUCGAGCGCACCCUCCUCCCCAAGCUCCUCUUCCUCCGUGGCGCGACGGGCCUUCCCGACCCCGCCGUCUGCGCGGUCCUCAGGCGCGCGCCCGCCAUCCUCUCCUACGGGAUCGAGACCAACCUCACGCCGAAGCUCCAGUUCCUCUCCGAACGCAUGGGGAGGGACCCCGCUGCUGAGCUAGCCGAGUUCCCGCACUACUUCGCAUUCAGCUUGGAGGGGAGGAUCAGGCCGAGGCACGAGGCGUUGAGGGAGAGGGGCGUCGAGAUGUCGCUUAAGGACAUGCUCACAAGCAACGAUGACGAGUUCAGGGAGCGGCUGCUCGACGCGACACUGUCGCCCACCAAGGCGAGGUUGUGAGCUUGCAUCCAGAAGCACUGUAUGCAUGAUAACUGCAUCUGGUUAUGAAGUGGCAGUGCUUUGAGAGCGGUUUCGACUUAACCAGAUUACCCUCCAACAUGACCCAUGGCAUAGGCAACAAUUUGCAAUAUAAAUUUAGUUUCACAUGUCAUUUCAAUUUCAGCCUUGAUGGUAAGGCUGAGAUGUAUGAAGUUCACAAGGAGAGAGGCAUGGAGAUGUUGCCUUACGGAAUUGCUCAAUGGAUUAUCCUUCUUAUAUCGUAUCAUAUAAUCAGCAGUGGUGAACGAAAAGUAAUGCUUCUGUUAAGGUCAUGCUGUCAUUGAACUCGGGGGCUAUGUUUUCAUUCAUAGCCGUGGAGAAAGGACGGGCCUGCGGCAUGAGUUGCUGGACGACACCGAAGUUUGGCAUCAAUGGGGACCAUGAACCUCCUAAAAAUAGGUGUGCAGUAACUUGUAAUCAGCUAAAAUAGUUUAGUAAUAGAAUUUUGCUUUGCUCCUUUCUCAGUGCAAAUGCUUUAGGGAGAGUCAUGGAGUUAACAAUGAACAUAGAGGAACUUGAUAUCUUGCUGUUUGUGAUAAUGAUAAAGGAUUCCAUGGGAUAUCAUGAAUGCACUUGUUGUUUGAUUUACUUUUAGCAUUAUAUAAUUGGAAAAUCUGAAAUAUGGAACACCUGAUUAUGGUUGUUAAACAAGCUGCUCUUUUCUGAGCUAGCAACAUUUGGAUGACAGAAAUGCUAUCCAUGCUCAGUCAUGGCUAAGAUUCUCAGUUGUUAGGGUUGAUGUUUACUUUGUCUCUGAUUUGUUAGAGGACUGCCACGCUGAAGAUUAUCAUUGUAAUUUGGUUGUAACAUGUACCCUCAGACUGCCUUUAGUUCAUACACCUUGACUGUUGAUAUCCCAAUGAAGUUAGAAGCAACAAAAUAUAACAAUCAUUUUCGUCCA